GGCCUCUGUGUGGUCCGCAGCUCCGACCCCGGACCCCCGAGGACGCGAACGGACGCCGCCAGCGCCUCGGGCGCCACUCAGGCCACCGAGGCUCCGCCCCCACCCUGCCCACCAUGGCCACCAACCUGUGGCUCCUCCUGGGGCUGCUGACAUCACAGUCUUCAGAGCUGGCUGCCACCCGCGAGGCCCCGCCCACUGUUGUGACCACGCUCAUCCGGAACCUGCGCAUCGACCCCGCCCAUCGCACACUGAGCUGGGACCCCGCCCCCAGCACUGACAUCACAACAGAGUUUGCCUGCAGGAAGGACGGGGACCUAUUUUCGGCCGACCCGGGGCUUACCCGCUGCUCGUUCCCGUCGCUCUCCCUCUGCCGCUCGACCGACUUUGCCGUCCUCCUGGGGGAGGACAGGGUGGAGGUCGGAUCCAUCCGGUUCCCCCCAGAUGACGGUGGCGACCGCGAGGCUGCGGCCAAGGACCUGCGCUGCUGGGUGCAUGACGUGGGGCGGCUGAGCUGCCGCUGGGAACGGGGCCCCAGGGCUGCGGGCGAUGUGCGCUACCGGAUGUUCUGGCGUGACACGCAGCUCGAUCCCACCCAUGACCGCGAGUGUCCACACUACCACAGCGAUGAUGUCACUGCCACUGGCCCCGCCCCUCAUGGUGGCCAUGAAGGGUGCACCCUCGACCUCGACCCUGACCUUGGCUCUGACACCCAGGUCGAUGUCACUGUCAACGGCAGCGGCCAUGCGGGCCCCGUGCCCUGCAUGGAUGACACCAUGGACCUGCAGCAUGUGGAGGUCCUGGUCCCGCCCACGCUGAAGGUCGAGUGCAGCGGCUCUGAUGCCCAUGUGCAAUGGUUCCCGCAGACCCGGUUCCACCACAACCUCCUCGGGUUCACCCUGCAGGUCAACCAGAGCUCACGCCCAGUGCUGCAGGAAUUCAAUUUCUCCACCACCCACUUCCGGGUCCCCAACGCUGGUGCCAUCACCUUCCGGGUAAGGGCGAGGUCAGAAGUUGACCCAGGGAAGCUAAGCGGCUGGAGCAACACCUGGGGCCUAGUCUGCCCCCUCGAGGUGAAGUCUAUGACGACGGUACUGGUGACAUCGGCAGCUGUGGUUCUGGGGACAGGGCUCAUAGCAGCUGGGUUCCUGCUGUGCUGGAGGAAGUCGCUGCUGUCCCGCCUGUGUCCACCCAUCCCGCAUCUGCGCCUGCCCUUGGCAGGGGAGACAGUUGCAUGGGCCCCGGCGCCCGAGGACUGUGAGGUGACGCCUGUGACGGACGCCUGAGAACCGCAUGGGGGCGGGGCAUGG
Molecule: messenger RNA, 1307 nt
Organism: Mus pahari (shrew mouse)
Lineage: Eukaryota; Metazoa; Chordata; Mammalia; Rodentia; Muridae
Product: interleukin-3 receptor subunit alpha-like
Exons: 12
Coding region: 114-1283 (389 amino acids)
Cellular component (GO): membrane
Molecular function (GO): protein binding; cytokine receptor activity
Source: RefSeq, a predicted model, not a curated record